Molecule: messenger RNA, 1107 nt
Organism: Sorghum bicolor (sorghum)
Lineage: Eukaryota; Viridiplantae; Streptophyta; Magnoliopsida; Poales; Poaceae
Product: probable glutathione S-transferase GSTU6
Exons: 2
Coding region: 181-891 (236 amino acids)
Biological process (GO): glutathione metabolic process
Cellular component (GO): cytoplasm
Molecular function (GO): glutathione transferase activity
Source: RefSeq, a predicted model, not a curated record
CCACCGCUACCUCUGUGCAUGGUGGCACCUAUCAAUACGAUUCUGAUUUUAUUUCAUAGUCAAACUAUCUAAAAAUUUGAGAACUCAAAAACAUAUUUAUAGCACCAAGCUGCGAAGCUAAAAUCCUUCUCAGGAGCAGUCGUAGAAACAGGACAACCACACACAGAUCCACAGUAAGAGAUGGCCGGAGAAGACGACGGCGAGCUGAAGCUGAUCGGGCAGUACGGGAGCGCUUUCGUCACCAGAGUGAAACUUGCUCUUCAUCUCAAGGGCCUGAGCUACGAGUACGUCGAGGAAGAUCUCCGCAACAAGAGCGCGCUCCUCCUCAGCUGUAACCCAGUGCACAAGGCGGUUCCCGUGCUGAUCCACAACGGCAAGCCUAUCUGCGAGUCGCAGGUCAUCCUGCAAUACAUAGAUGAGGCCUUCGCCGGCACCGGCCCGUCCCUCCUCCCGGCUGACCCCUUCGAACGCUCCGUAGCCCGUUUCUGGACUGCCUACAUCGAAGACAAGCUGGUGACCCCAUGGGAUCGAGUGUUCCGGGCGAAGACGGACGAGGAGAGGGAGGAGCCGCUCAAGCAGAUGUUGGCAGCAGUGGAGACUCUGGAGGGAGGCCUCAAGGAGUGCUCCAAGGGGAAACCCUUCUUCGGCGGCGACAGCGUCGGGUACGUGGAUGUCGUUCUGGGUGGUGCCGUCUCGUAUGCCAAGGGACACGAUGCGCUCUUUGGUGCCAAGCUCUUCGACGCUGAGAAGACGCCGCUCCUAGCCGCGUGGAUGGAGCGGUUCGGCGAGCUCGACGCGGCCAAGGCGGUCCUGCAGGACGUUGAUAGAGUGGUCGAGUACGCCAAGAUGCUGAUCGCCAAGAACGCUGCCAUGGCUUCAAAGAAUAACUGAUUGAACCAGCAAUCCGGCCGGCAUUGUUUUCUGAUGCCGAUUGCAAAUAGUACAGUGUUGCUGGUGGCUGUUUUUGGCAGUUGAUCCAUCCGAUUAUUAAUUACCGUGUGCUUGUAGCCAGGCUUAUCCUUGCACGAUUUUAUAUACCAACACGUCAUCAAGAUUGAAAUGAAACCAUCUAUAAAAUAACCUCAGCAAUGAGGCAUUUCAAUUUGU